This is a messenger RNA of Arabidopsis thaliana (thale cress), 1237 nucleotides long. Its product is annotated as shugoshin. NCBI's taxonomy places the organism in Eukaryota, Viridiplantae, Streptophyta, Magnoliopsida, Brassicales, Brassicaceae. Gene Ontology annotation, biological process: maintenance of meiotic sister chromatid cohesion; meiotic sister chromatid segregation. The record is from RefSeq and is marked reviewed. Bases 185 to 1009 code for a protein of 274 amino acids. Gene Ontology annotation, cellular component: chromosome, centromeric region. The transcript is spliced from 8 exons.
GUUUUUUUGUUUUGGCUCGCUUCUUCGUUUCGCUCUCAACUUUUCCUUUUUACCUAGAAAAGAAAAAGAGAAUCUUCUUCUUCGUUUUUAACAAAUACAUGUCUCUGCUUUUAACUACUUCUUAUGUUUCUUUCAAAAUUUGAAACUUAAGUCUCAAAUUGUAUAGUUUCAAGAAUAGGAGAAGAUGAUGAAAAGAUCUCCAUUUCGUCACAAAAUGAGGCAGAGUCUCUCUGAUAUUACUAACUCUCAGUCUCAAGAAGAGCUUAAUCUUCACAAGAUCGGUUCCGAGCCGAGUGGACAUGUAAACCGGCUGAUGAAGGAGAAUUUAGCAUUGGUUAAGCUUCUUGAGGAAAGAGAUAAAACAAUUGAUAUAAGUAGAUACGAAUUGCGGAAUUUACGCGAAGGCAUACACAAACUUCAAGUACAAAAUUGGAGCCUUGCUCAAUCCAAUUCCCAAUUCUUAGGCGAGAUCAAUUUAGCUAGAAACAAGGUGAAAGCGUUGCACCAUGAGGUUACUUGCAAAAAUGCUUUGCUAAAGGCUAAAUGUUGUGACAAAGAGAAAGGUGAAAACACUAAACCAAGAAAUGCACUAACAACUGAGAGUGUGCUAAAUAUAACGGACGAAGACUCACCGUCACCGAAACCUUUUGUACCAACCAGAAGGCGAUUCAUCAGAAGCAAAUCCUUAGGAGCAUCUACUACAAACAAGAAUGAGGCAGAAAAAGUGAAAUCGGAAACCAAAAGGAGGCACUUAAGAAGGAGAUCGCCGAGAGUGAGAUCAGCAGCGCAAGAAGUGACAGAGAAUCUGUUUGAGAUUGAAGAUCUCCAGCUUACAAUGCCUAAUGACAUGUCUCAACAAGAUAACUUGACAAUGGAAUCACAUACCCGAAAGAAAGAAGAGGGGAAAGAAGGUUUACGGACAAGACAUCAUGAUUUUGAGAUCUAUCGAUCACCAGUCGAUCGAUCAUUGCGUAGAGAAGCUGAGAGGAUACACUCUUACAAGGGAUAAAUAUGUUGGUUAGGUCCUACUAUAUUAGAGCAAAAUGUUUGUACUGUGAUGGUGGUGUUUUGAGAUUCUACAAUCUCUAGACAUGUAUAUGUUACUUCUUGGUACGAAACUCACUAACAUAUUUAUCUAUAUAUGGUUUCGGAAUAUGACCUUAUAUUAUAAAUUUGUUUGAGAUCAAAAGUAUAUUAGAAGUAGUCACAAUAUUAUUUCUGUUAAACUGAAUGUGAU